AUGGACACCAUAUUUGAUGAAGAUCCCUUUUUUACCACUCUAUUGCAAAGUGGUGAACAAGAAAUCUCUAGUACCCUAAUGACUAGCAGCCAUGAUAAUGUUGGACUCCAAGCAACACAAUUGGCAGGUGAAAAAAGGCCACCUAGUAAAAAAACACAACGAGGUGUGUCUUUCACCGUAGAGGAGGACAAUCUCCUCGUGUUAGCUUGGCUUAAUAUUAGCGUGGAUGCUAUCCGAGGGACAGAUCAAAAAUAUUCACAAAUGUGGGAGAAAAUUAGUGAUUAUUACAAUGAGUAUAAAAAACCUAGCAUGGCAAAUCGUUCUGGAUGGUCAUUGACCAAUCGAUGGUCGGUGAUCCAAAAAUGCACAAAUAAGUUUUGUGCUGCUGUGACCCAAGUAGAAUCAUUGCAUCCAAGUGUUGCAACAGAGCAAGACAAGCAUGCUUCCAUAUUGUCAACGAGGAGGAAACUAUAUGGAAAAUGUGCUGCUAUUGCAGACUCGACUCCACUAGGAGACGACACCUUAGAUGACAACGUAGAGGUCAUUUCUGAGAGACCUCCAGGCAAGAAGGCUACAAAAGAAAGUGUUAGAAAGAGGAAGGCCGGAGAAACUUAUGAUGCUGAAUUUACUGAGGCCUUAAAUGGCAUGAGAAAUGACAGAGCCAUAUACAUUUCUAAGAGAAAACAAGAGAUUAGCAAGAGUAAUUCUGUGGCACACGAUUUACUAGUGGAGAAAAAGAGGAAGAAUGAUAUGUUAAAAAGGAAGAUCGAUAUGAAGUUAAUGAAAUUAGAUCUUGCUGGGAUGAAUAGAAUGCAGCAAGAGUAUUUCUUGAAUAUUCGAAAAGAGAUUUUCGAGGAAUCACGGAAGCAAUUUUCAUCUACAUCUCCACCUCCAUCUCCAUCUUUUGAUUUUGAAGAUGUGUAG
Molecule: messenger RNA, 924 nt
Organism: Carya illinoinensis
Lineage: Eukaryota; Viridiplantae; Streptophyta; Magnoliopsida; Fagales; Juglandaceae
Exons: 2
Coding region: 1-924 (307 amino acids)
Source: RefSeq, a predicted model, not a curated record